Caenorhabditis briggsae is the source of this 2823-nucleotide messenger RNA. The coding region runs from base 1 to 2823 and encodes 940 amino acids. Gene Ontology annotation, biological process: endosome organization; endosome to lysosome transport; organelle fusion. The record is from RefSeq and is a predicted model, not a curated record. Lineage: Eukaryota; Metazoa; Nematoda; Chromadorea; Rhabditida; Rhabditidae. Gene Ontology annotation, cellular component: endosome; HOPS complex. Gene Ontology annotation, molecular function: protein-macromolecule adaptor activity. The transcript is spliced from 9 exons.
AUGCCUCUUCCCCUCCAAUCCCCAGACCACGUCGCCCACAUUCAUCUGUGUCGCACUGGCUUCCAUUCAAUUGUCUCCUCAAAACUCGGCCACAAUUUCUACAUUCAUUUGAAAUCCAACACGGUCCAUCACCUGAAAAAAAUCCGUUGCGUCGUGACGGCCGUCGGAUGGAAUCCCGACUAUUCGAAGGAUUCCGAUACGACUGGACCGAUUCUUUUGGGGACGUUACAGGGUUCUAUCAUAGAGUUGAAUGUGGGAAGUACGGGAAUGAUGACGACACUGAAAGAGCUAACACCACACGUUGCGCAGAUCGCUGAGCAACGAAUGACGAGUGCUCCGUCGCCGGCGGCAGCGAUUACGGAUAUUCAACUCUUCCAACUCUCGGACGACGACCCAAAGGCCCCGAAAAAAUGGAUGUUGAUCAUAGCUCAAAUGGCUCGUCUCAUCGUCCUAAUCAUGGAAAACGAGCCGCCGCCAACGCUGAAGCUAGGCGGUUUCACAAGCUCCGCCUCCUUACAAGCUGGCCUCAUGAAUCUCGGCGCUGAGCAAUCGCCGACUACCGUAUUCCACGCGUUCUUCAAUUCGCCCAACACCCAGCAACACAUAAUUUCUAGCUCGAAAUUCUCGGAAAAAUUCAAAAAUCACGGAUUCCUGACGAUGCAUCCGUCGAUGACGGAACCAAAACGAUACGCUUGGCUGUCGCCGGAUGGAAUAUCGAUUGGAAGUGUGAAUAUUUAUGCGGAGAGAAUUCAAGAAGUCCUAGUGGAAGAAUUCAAUAUUGAACACCGCCUGAUCGAAGGCCGUCUUGAACCACCCACAGGCAUUGCUCUAACCGACUACCACAUUCUCCUAGCCUACUCCUCUCGAGUCCUCGCCCUAUCUCUCCUCCCACCCCACGACGUCGUUUUCGAAGAUCCAUGGACGCCGGAAUUAGGCUCCGCCCUCGGAUUCACCACCGACUCUGUCACUGAAUUCCAUUGGUUGUACACGUCGGAAGUGGCAAUGAAGUACGGUACGAAUGAUGAGGCUAGAUACAUUUGGAAGACGUAUCUGGAUCGGGGAGAUUAUGCGAAGGCACUGCAAAUCGCGAGAACUCGAGUGGAGAUUGAGCCGGAUGCGUUGGAAAUGGUGCUCAGGAAACAGGCGGAUUUUUAUAUAAGGGAGAAGAAUUUCACAGCGGCCGCCGAAAUCCUGGCCCAAUCGAGUGAGCCAUUCGAAUCGGUGGUCCUAAAAUUUCUGACAAACUCAUCCGAACGAAAAAUGGGUCUGAAAACGCUUCUAGACAAGAAGCUGGAGCGCCUGACACGUCAUGAAGACAAGAUUCGUCGGGAUGCUCUGGUGAUGUGGCUUCUGAACGUCCAACUAGAGGAGCUGGCUGAAAUGCGACGACUGAAAAAUAAUAUGACGGAUCCAAUGGCGGCGGACCAUCUAAAAGACACAAUGGACCAUGUUCAACGAUAUUUUAUGCGGAAAAAUGUGAUCGAAUCGAUUCAAACGAACCGGGAAGCGGAUCUCCGUACCGUAAUCGACAUUCUCAUGCUCCGUGAGCAAUACAUUGAAGUGCUCGACGUGCUAAAAAAUCAGCGAAUCUCCGAGCUGACCUACGAAAUGUGUCCGUUGCUCAUCGAGCACAUUCCCAAGCAAAUAAUCGGAUUUUUAAGCCAAAAUUUGGAUCAAAUGUCCCCGCAAAAACUGACUCCGUGCCUGUCACUUUGUAUCAAAAAUCUGGAAAUGGCCGCGCCGGCGUUGGACUUCUUGAAGGAAUUCCUCAAAUCGAACAAGUAUUCGGAUGUGAAGAAUUUCCGGAAUCUCCACAAUAUUUAUUUGCACUUGAUGGCGAAAUUCAGGAGGGAGAACCUUCUAAAGUACUUGAAAUCCAAUGAAAAAGGACGAGCCGAGCUACCGUAUGACUUGGAUUUCGCGAUGCGGACGUGUGAGCAAUUUGAGCUCGACGAAUGCAUCGUCUUCCUCUACUGCAUAGCUGGAAUGUUCGGCGACGCCGUCGACAAAGCACUAGUCAAUGACGUGGAUUUGGCGAAAAAGUGUGCGAAAAAGAUGGACGAAGCCGAUUUGGACUUUGCGUAUUUGGCUGGAAUUGGCGUCGGUGGUGAUGGAAACGAAUUCAUUCGACCGAAGCUAGAUGAGAAGGCGAAAAAAUCGAUUUGGCUGAAAAUUGCAGAGUAUUAUGUGCAGAAGGAGAACGACGUGGAUAAGGCGAUUCAGAUUAUACAGGAAUCCAACCACCUGAUCACCAUUCAAGACCUCUUCCCAAUCAUCCCGAAAUUCACAAAAGUCGGCACUCUCCGGCCGGUUAUCAUGGAUUUUUUGAUGAGAAAUAAGGAUCGGCUGGAGAAAUUGGAGAAAUCGAUGAAGGAGGCGACGGACAUUGCGACGGAGAUUCGUGAGAAACAGGAGAAGCUCAAGAAUCGAACGACGGUGGUGAAGCCCUCCGACGUCUGUGCCCACUGCGCCCGCCCGAUUUCUGGCCGAGCCUUCAACGUCCACUCGUGCCGUCACCUCUUCCACAGAGAAUGCCUCGAAAUCGCAAUGAUUCCAUUCUUGACGGCAGAAGACGUCGCCCGCAUGAAGACGUUGAUCAACGAUGAGGAUCGUGUGCUGGGUCAAAUGAAAGCCGAGCAGUUGGCUGGAAAUGCGAAGGGUUUCGUUGAAAAGCAAGACAAAUAUCUGAAAAUCGCGGCGCUGAUUGGCAAUAUUGUCGGCAACGAGUGCCCGUUGUGUGGUGAUAUUGCGAUAUCACAAAUCGACAAGAAAUUCAUGAGCGACGAGGAGUUUGCAACCGAUCUCAACUCGUGGAUUCUGUAA